AUGCAGGAAGCGUUUGGUGAUCUGGCUCGAGCUUGCAAUGUUCGAGUGAUCAGCUGGCGGAAGUUUGGCACGAAUCGCGAGUCCCUCGGAGCGGAGGCAAAAAAGACCGAGCCUCUGAUGCGACAGGUGUUUGUCACUGCGGGAUAUGUAGCUGAGGAUCCGGAACGGUUCGAUCGUAACGUUUACUUGCUACGAAAACUAACUGUUAACAAUAUGGCCAAACAAAUGCUCGAUUGUUAUAUAUGUUCACUCAGUACUACUACUAUUGUUUACAAGGGUCAGUUCAAUACUCAUCAACUAUAUAGAUACUAUGAUGAUUUGAGAGAUCCGGAUUUUAUCACUCAUAUUGCUGUUGUUCAUUCACGUUUCUCGACAAAUACGUUCCCCAGUUGGCAGCGAGCGCAACCUAAUAGUCGCCUGCAGUGA
This is a messenger RNA of Cooperia oncophora, 426 nucleotides long. NCBI's taxonomy places the organism in Eukaryota, Metazoa, Nematoda, Chromadorea, Rhabditida, Trichostrongylidae. The record is from the annotation of a GenBank genome assembly.